This is a messenger RNA of Cuscuta campestris, 2486 nucleotides long. NCBI's taxonomy places the organism in Eukaryota, Viridiplantae, Streptophyta, Magnoliopsida, Solanales, Convolvulaceae. The record is from the annotation of a GenBank genome assembly.
CCACAAGUUCACCUUUAUCUUGGCCUAGAGAUUUAACAUCAGCCUGUCCUUCCUUUCGUCCCAAAAGCUCUGAUUUCUCUUCACUUUGGACCAAGGACUUCUGAUCUUUACUUGGACACUCAAAAGCAUGAUGACCAAUCUUUCGUGAGUGGAAGCAAUGGGGUUUCUUUGGAAUAGAUGGACAGAUUUUUGGUGUGGGUAUGACCAUGGAUUUUGGUGGAGGGCCUAUGGUUUUAACAGGGUUCUGAACUGUGGGGAUGGGAGAGGCUUUGAGGGUGUUUUGGGAGGGUAAAGGGAUGGUUUCAGUUGGUUUUUCAAGUGGGGGUGUAGGGGUAGGUGUGGGAAUGGUUAGGGCCGUUUGAGGGGGAAUUAUAGGCAUGGUUAUAUGCAAGUUUGGAGGCAGGGGUGUGAAGAGGGUUUUGGGGCUUGUUUGGACAGUGGCCAGGGAUGAAAUAUAAAUGGGUUUUGAGGUAUUUUGGGGCAGGGUUGUGGUAAGGGGUGUUGGGUUAGUUUGGGCAGUGGCUAGGAAAGGUAAAGAGGUUUGAGUAGGAAUUUUGGGUAGGUGUGAGGGAGUUGGGUGAGAGAUGCUUUGGACAGCAUGGAUGCAAGGUAAAGAGGGAACUUUAGAGGGAGUUUGAGUGUUGAAGAUGGUGGGGGCUUCGGGAAUGAUUUGGGUUGCAUGAGAGUUCUGUGAGGACCGGGAUUUAGAGGAGGUUAAGGUUGUGGGAGAGAGGGCAAUAUGGAACGGAUUUUGUUGUGGAGAAGGUGGGAUGAGUGUAGAAAGAGUAUGGGGUGAAAAAGGGAGAGUAUGUUCAAGUACCUGGUGGAGAUGAUCUUUGGAAGAAAAUCUCUCAAUUAAGAGUUUUCUUAACUUUUCCCAAGUUCUCACCUUCGCUUUUCCUUGGAGCUUUCGUUUUGAAGCAACGCUAGCCCACCAAGUAGAGGCAUGUCUUUGAAACUUAGUCACCACUAGCUUGACCUUCUUGUCUUCGGGCACGUCUUUGAGUGUAAAGACGUCUUCAACUUUUGCUAACCACUUUGAGAACUUCUCCUGGUCAUUUCUUCCUUCAAACGUGGGAAUCUCCACUGAAUUAGUGAGCUCCUUGACUUGUUUCAUCAUAAGCUCAACUUCCUUCUUUAACUUUUCUUGGGCAGCAACUACAUCAUAAUGAGACAUAUCUCGGAUGAUGUGAGAAAUGUUUCAAAAGAGAAAAUGUAGGAGAUGGUGUUUUGGCCCCUUGAGGGAUGUGGAACAACAAGCUCUGAUACCAAAUGUUAUAUCUCAGCUCCGAGUGUAACGGUAUUAAGCUCGGAUUUAAGGAACAAGCUCCUUCUUUUGCUGGAUGGGUUAAUAGUCGAUUAUCAGUAUGGUGAUAAUCGAUUAUAUAGGACUGCAGGAGUUUCCCUUGAUGUAUGAUAAUCGAUUGUCCAAGUAGGAUAAUCGAUUGUCAAGUGAUUCAGUUUCUCAGGAGGAGCUUCAGAAGUUUAUGAGAAAUAAACAAUCGAUUUACAAGAAGUGAUAAUCGAUUAUGGAAGGCUGCAGAUUUUCUGGGAAUGAGUGAUAGUCGAUUAUCUUAAAUGGAUAAUCGAUUAUUACUACCUGCAGAUGUUUCUAAUGGAACUGAUAAUCGAUUGUGGGGAGUGAUAAUCGAUUGUUUGGCAGUGAUUCUGGACAGGAAUAAAGGCGUUUUUACGGGGAAUGGCUUGGAGAAAUUAUGAUGAUUUCAACGAGUACUUUUGGUCACUUAAUUGCUUUGAACUUAGUUGGCCAUGGAGAAUAUCUUCACCCUUCUUUCUGAAGCCGACACCAAGAUCAAAGAUGAAUGUUGCUACAUGUGUUGUGGCUACGACCUAUGGUCAUGUGUAUAUCGAGUGCCCAAUGGGGGAACCUAUUCCAUUUUAAGAGUACCUGAAGUAGACCCACAAUCAAGGAGAGGCAUAGUGCUAAGGGUUGAGAGAGUAUAUGACGAGAUUCAGAGAAGCAUAGCUAAUAGGAGCAUACUUGUUGAUAUUGAAUUGAAUAAGCUACCACUAAGGAUUCAGAAAGUUACUGCACUGUUGGGAAUACUGGAAGCUAGACACAAUGAUAAUGGGCGGGCACCUCAUUCAGCUUGGAGAAAUUAUGAUGAUUUCAACGAGUACUUUUGGUCACUUAAUUGCUUUGAACUUAGUUGGCCAUGGAGAAUAACUUCACCCUUCUUUCUGAAGCCGACACCAAGAUCAAAGAUGAAUGUUGUUACAUGUGUUGUGGCUACGACCUAUGGUCAUGUGUAUAUCGAGUGCCCAGUGGGGGAACCUAUUCCAUUUUAAGAGUACCUGAAGUAGACCCACAAUCAAGGAGAGGCAUAGUGCUAAGGUGGAUGAUUAACUGAGGCUUUUCGGUGUUUUCUACAACAAUGUAUGCCAGUAAGUUUGCUCUUCCCUGUAGAGUGAUUGUGAUACUUAUAUUCAUGUGAUCAUGUCUUAAGGGACAUAAAACAGGCACC